GAUUAUUCGAGAUGUUUCAUCAUGGAAACGUGAUGUAGUAUAGCAACAAUAGCUUCGUCGUUACUAGACAACUAAAACGAUACGAAUUAUUGUGGCCUUUUAUCAUAAAGUUGACAGAAUAUAAGUAAAUAUUGAAGCAAAAUGACGAAGAAGGAAGAUCAAUUCGACGGAAUGUUAUUGGCGUUGGCGCAGCAACACGAAGGUGGUGUGAAAGACUUAUUAGAUACUUUCUUCAGUUUCCUGGCGAGAAAAACAGACUUUUAUACCGGAGGCGGCGAAGGGGCAGCUGAACAACUUGUCAUGAGUAAAUUCAAGAAACACGAAGCUAACGCUUUAGCCAAAGCUGCUUCUGAUAAAAUAGAAAAAAUUGAGCAAGAAAAACGGCGUAAGGAGAGACUCGAAAAGAAGAGGAAAGAGGAGCAAGCUGAGGAAGAAAAGAUAAAUAACGAUUCUAGAAUAACAGAGCUAACUGAGGAAGAAGCUGUUAAAUUACAAGAAGAAAUAGAUAAGCGAUCAGUAAAAGACGCUGCUGUUGCGGGACCUAGUAGUGAUCAUAAUGAACUUUCUAAAGAUGUCGAGGAUGAAAAUGUUGAUUCUAAAGAUGGCAAUGUAGAUGAUGAGGACGAAGAAGAUGAAAAAGAGAAAAAUAAGUUGAAGCCUAACAGUGGUAAUGGUGCAGACAUGCCGAAUUACAGAUGGACACAAACACUUGGAGACUUGGACAUUAGAGCGCCGCUAAAGGUAAGUUUCUCGGCCAAGCCGAGAGACAUGAUUGUGUCGAUCACGAAAAAACAUUUACGCUGCGGACUUAAGGGCCAUCCGCCAAUUCUUGAUGGGGAUUUCCCGCACGAGGUCAAAGUCGAGGAAUCUUCUUGGCUACUCGAGGAUGGGAAAGUGUUGUUGAUUAAUCUGGAAAAGGUUAAUAAGAUGCAAUGGUGGGCUCAUGUAAUAACGAGCGAGCCGGAAAUCAGUACGAAGAAAGUAAAUCCCGAACCUAGUAAGCUUUCUGACCUCGAUGGAGAGACACGAGGCCUCGUAGAAAAGAUGAUGUAUGAUCAAAGGCAGAAGGAGUUAGGACUUCCAACAUCCGAUGAGCAAAAGAAACAGGAUGUUAUUAAAAAGUUUAUGCAACAACAUCCCGAGAUGGAUUUCUCAAAAUGUAAAUUUAAUUAAUCUUAUUUGUUGAAUUUACAGAAACGCUUAAUGAUAUUCUAAUAUUACAUUGAUAUUACUAAGAUCGUAUUUUGCUUUUUAUUAUCACAAUGCAAUGUGCGAGUCUCUCUGCAUUUAUGACUCCGUAUAUUUAAAAAGAGAAACAUAUGUGCGAUAUAACUGCAGAAGAUGGCACCACUAUAUUAGACUAUAUAAUGAUGUAUACAGAAUUCUACUAUCGAUUGAAAUGUUGUUUGAUUUUUUUAAAUAUUCUUUUCGCCGUUUUUUAUAUUUUACUACGUAUCGACAGCUGUAAAGAAAACAAAUCGCACAGAGUAUAAGUUUCCAAUUUUUAUAUUAUAUUUCUUAUCUAGCGAUCUCGUUCAUUGAAUAGAAAGAGGAUGAAUUAGAAUUGUAUGAUCAUAAUAUAAGAAAUAUAAAGAUUA
Messenger RNA from Camponotus floridanus (Florida carpenter ant), 1598 nucleotides. It is a transcript of the gene nudC, whose product is annotated as nuclear migration protein nudC. Gene Ontology annotation, cellular component: cytoplasm. The coding region runs from base 142 to 1173 and encodes 343 amino acids. The record is from RefSeq and is a predicted model, not a curated record. The transcript has 7 exons. Gene Ontology annotation, biological process: protein folding. Lineage: Eukaryota; Metazoa; Arthropoda; Insecta; Hymenoptera; Formicidae.